Limulus polyphemus (Atlantic horseshoe crab) is the source of this 471-nucleotide messenger RNA. RefSeq lists its product as uncharacterized. The record is from RefSeq and is a predicted model, not a curated record. The annotation marks the transcript as partial. NCBI's taxonomy places the organism in Eukaryota, Metazoa, Arthropoda, Merostomata, Xiphosura, Limulidae. The transcript is spliced from 4 exons.
AUGAAACAUGCUGUAAACAAUGCAGAGGUGUUUGGAAUUGAGAAAGAUCGUGUGUUGUUCUUGAAUGACUUUUUAAGUGCCGUGGGGCAACUGAAGUUUCGAGGAACUUCACUUUUGUUACGCUCACCCCAGUCUGUUCUCUCUAUUAUGAAGAAGAGUUGCAAAGACAGUGGAAAACAAAAUGAACCACCAUUCAAACGACAACGGUCUGAUCAUUGCCAGCAAGGUGAUGUUGAAGCAAAUCGUUUAGACACAUCUUCACAGUUUGAAUACAGUAAUUAUGAAGUUGAUGAAGCAUCAAGUAAUAAUGAACUGUAUAAGAAUGCCCAAAUGGACAGUGUCUUUAUCUCUGGUGGUCAUUACGAUCUAGCAACUCACUCUGUAAGAGUGCGACGAAGUGGAACCCUUGUAGAUGUUCACUCUCUCUGGGAACUUGAAGGUAAGCCAUAUUUUUCUGAUUUCACUCCUUCU